AUGGCCCCCGGCAUCGUCGAACCUCUCCCAACGGCGGAAUUAGAAACCAUCCCAGCAAAGACCUAUCCAUCCCACUCACUCUUUCACCAUACUCUCAUCACGCCCGACCCGGAUGCCUUCAAAUUUCACGCUUCCGCGUCGCUGCAGUUGCGAUUCGGGCCUCAUACGCCGGCAUUAUCAGAUGACCGGCUCAUCGUAUCACCGUACAACGACCAAGCCCACCUGCUGGACCUGCGCCGGCUCGACCGCCCGAAUCAGUUGCUCGCCAAGGCGCUGACGAUCCUCCAACCCAUCCGGCCAGAUUAUGCCACAGCCCCCUACACGGAGUCAUUCAAUUGGACGGCCGUGUUCGACUUUCUGCGCACAUUGUCCCAGGUCGAAGGGUAUCGAUGGACCCAGCAGGACUUCUAUGUGGUGGUGUUUCGAUCGGUCCUGAAUGCGGACGCCGACCCGGAGCGGUUGCACGCGCUGGACGCACAUUCGCAUCAGGAGGCCACGGCCAGCGGGGGGUUGUUGAAGUACUGGUUUGGGACGAAGGAUGAAGAGCGACGCAAUCUGGCUACUUGCAUCUGGCGCAGUCGGGAGGAUGCGCGCCUGGGAGGAACGGGCCCGUGGCAUAAGCGAGCACGUGGAGCAGCGCGCGAAUUGUAUGAACGGAUUGAAUUCACCACGCUGAAAUUGGUGGUGGGGGAGGAUGCUGGGACGUGGUCGAUUGCCGAGUGGGAGGAGGCGUAA
Molecule: messenger RNA, 735 nt
Organism: Aspergillus sclerotioniger CBS 115572
Lineage: Eukaryota; Fungi; Ascomycota; Eurotiomycetes; Eurotiales; Aspergillaceae
Exons: 2
Coding region: 1-735 (244 amino acids)
Source: RefSeq, a predicted model, not a curated record